Cyprinodon variegatus (sheepshead minnow) is the source of this 1933-nucleotide messenger RNA. It is a transcript of the gene mfng, whose product is annotated as beta-1,3-N-acetylglucosaminyltransferase manic fringe-like. The coding region runs from base 349 to 1434 and encodes 361 amino acids. Gene Ontology annotation, cellular component: Golgi membrane. Lineage: Eukaryota; Metazoa; Chordata; Actinopteri; Cyprinodontiformes; Cyprinodontidae. The transcript has 8 exons. Gene Ontology annotation, molecular function: O-fucosylpeptide 3-beta-N-acetylglucosaminyltransferase activity. The record is from RefSeq and is a predicted model, not a curated record. Gene Ontology annotation, biological process: regulation of Notch signaling pathway; pattern specification process.
AAUGACAGAAGAGCUCUGACAAGUCAGAUAAAUUCAUGGUAGGGGCCGUUCAGUCUUAAAAUGGAUUAUUAUGAAACUUUCCUUUUUAAAGCAGGUUGGAAUAACAAAAAUCAAACAAACAAACGAUCCGGAUAUGAAAUACUUUUAUAGUCAUGAGACUACCAGAAGAGUUGAGCGCUUAAAAGGAACUAUAACGGUGAAGGAGGAAGAAGAAACUCUGAUGGAGGAACCGCUACAAACUUGGUCUAAACUGGUUUAAACGGAUGAUAAUUAGAAAACAAACAAACAACAGAGAGUUAAACUUCAAUUCCUUUGAGGACCUUUCUAGUUUAAGCGUCUUUGUGCACCAUGCGUAAAAGAUGGAUACGUCGGAGUCUGCCUGUUCUGAUUUUCACUUUCUUCCUCAUUGUGUUUGUGGAUUUUCAAUUACGCACAACCCGCUUUCCCAGAUUCAAUCACCUCCCGUCGCCCAGUGCGCUCCAUGGAUUCAUCCAGCAGGUUUCCAUCGCGGCCAAAGGCGCGCGGAGUUUAAUGUACAACUACAGCAGCAGCGGAAGAAGAUCCAAACUGGAUAAAUAUAACGGAGACAAGUCGGUGACUGAAGGUACCCAUGACUCUCAGCCAAAACUCAGACUGGAUGAUAUUUAUAUAGCUGUGAAAACCACGUGGAAGUUCCACCAGACGCGUCUUGCGCUUCUGUUGGACACUUGGAUCACAAGGACCAAGGCGGAUACAUUUAUUUUCACCGACAAAGAGGACGAGGAAUUACAAUCAAAAGGUUAUAACAUGGUGGUAACGAGGUGCCAGUCAGAUCACAGCCAUCAGGCGCUUUCCUGUAAGAUGUCUGCUGAGUAUGACGGUUUUAUGGCCUCAAACAAGAGGUGGUUUUGCCAUGUUGACGACGAUAACUAUGUGAACUUGGAAGGUCUCCUCUCUUUGCUCUCGAACUUCCCACAGGAAGGGGACAUCUAUGUUGGGAAGCCCAGUCUGGACAAACCAAUUACUGCUCACCAACUGCUGGAAGGGAAUAAAACGACAAAUGUGCAGUUCUGGUUUGCCACUGGAGGCGCAGGUUUCUGUCUAAGUCGUAGGCUGGCAGAAAAGAUGUCUCCUUGGGCCAGUGGCUCACACUUUGAGCAGACGUCAGCCAAAAUCCGUCUCCCAGAUGACUGCACCGUGGGCUUUAUUGUGGAGAAGAUGCUGGGCAUCAAAAUGGUCCACUGUUCAUUGUUCCACUCCCAUUUGGAAAACCUGCUUCUAAUAAGUCAAACAAGCCUCCCACGACAGGUAACUCUGAGCUAUGGGAUGUUUGAGAACAAGAUGAACAGCAUUGAGGUAAAAGGGAGCUUUUCUAAGGAAGAGGACCCCUCCAGGUUUAAGACCGUCCACUGUAUCCUGUAUCCAUCCACCAGCUGGUGUCCUCCAGUCACUUGAGAGAAAGCUGCUAUCCUGCUAGUUGAAAAAAACAACAAAAACAGUUUCAGGGCAUAAAAAAAAACUCCUUGUUCUUGAAGCAGUCAUAUGUUCUGUUGCAGAAUAGCACAAAAAGAACUGGGGCUGAAACAAUAAUUCAGUAUGAUGAAAGUGUUCUCCCUCGGCUCUCCAGUCAAGUUUUGCCUCAUUAUAGAGACAUGUCAUUUAUUCUUUACUGUUGUUUUUGAAUAAUUCAGCUUCAAAUAAUUACCUUUGCGUCUUACCAUCUAAAAGAUUUUUUUUACACUUGAGCAGUUAAUAAAAAAAACAAAGAUGUGUUUAUUUUUUUAUUGCUAUUGAGGGAAGAUUCUUUUAUUUUGUGGCAGCCAUUUUUUUUCGCCCUUAGAUUUUUAUGGACAAUAUCAUAAUUUAAACAAAUGGCUUUUAAAAAUAUAUAUUUUAAGAGUGAAUUAUGAUUUUAUCUGUAAAUAUGGUUGUUAUGAAUAACUGCAGGUGGUAA